AUGUCAGUAAAAGAUUAUAUGAGCAGUUCUCAUGCAAAUUGGGAAAAUAUCCAAAUUGACUCAUUUACAAGUUGGAUAAAUCAACAUCUUUCAGAAAGAGGAUUAAGUGUUAAGGAUCUAUCAGUCGAUUUUCAAGAUGGUGUUUUAUUAAUAAAUUUAUUAGAAAUUCUUUCAGGCAAAAAGAUACCACGUUAUGUCAGAUCACCAAAAUUCCUUCAACAUAAAAUUGAUAAUAUUAUGAUUGCAUUUGGGUUUAUGGAAAAAAUUUUUGAUAUCAAAGUAUUUGGUUGUAACGCUAAAGAUAUUGUCGAUGGUAAUUUAAAGCAAACUAUGGGUGUAAUAUUUCUUUUAAUUCAAAAAAUAAAAGUAAAUUUACAUUUAGAUCAUUUACAACAAGAGAGUGGUUCUACUUCACCAACCCCAGAUGGUGCUUCAUCUAAUGCUCCAUCUACUACCGGUGCUGCCAAAUCAGGUUCAAAAUUAUUUUAUAGAGCUAGUCUUGCUACUAAUGCAGUUAAUAGAUUUUCCCAUAUUACCCCAAAUAGAGAAAAUAAAGAAAAUAUUUCAACAACAUCCACAACACCAGCACCUUCAUCAACAACCACAUCAACACCUUCAUCAACAGUCAGUACUACUCCAUCAUCUACAAUACCAGUUACAAAUGAAAAUAAUGUUCCAACUGUUUCAACAAAUGUGCCAACCAAUAACAAUAUUGCACCAGCUAGUAAUGGUAUUAGAAUUUUACCAACUACAGGGGUAUCAGUCAGUACAAUUAGAUCUAAAUUUUUAAUUGAUGAAAAACAUAAUACAUUCUCACCAUCAUCUUCAUCAUCACAAACCGAAAAAGUUUUAAAGAGAACCGAAUCUGGUCACGUAAUUUCGGGUGGUCUCUCAUUAAGUGGUUCAUUUGAUAGACAUGAUCCAUUGACUAGAUCUGUUAGUCUUAUCGAAAUCAAAUUAAAUGAUCAUCAAACUAAAUUUUACGACUUAAAGAAAAUUAUUUUCAUGCAAGCUCACAUUCGUGGUUUCUUAAUCCGUUUAAGAUGGAAGGAGCUUCUUAGAAGAUACCGUACUAAAUUAACUCAAUUCAAACAACAUUUCGAAGGAAAUUCAAAGGCUCACAAGGGUUUAUUAAAAGCCCAAGCUUCCAUUAGAGGUAAAAUUCAAAGAAAGAAACUCUUCAAAAUGUUCCCACUCUAUCGUAGAAAUGAAAUUGUUAAAGAAAUUAUUUCGACUGAAGAUAAAUAUGUACAUUCAUUAGCUACUGUUACUACUCAAUACCUCAAACCAUCUGAAGCUUUCUUAACCACCCAACAAGUUAGAAGCAUUUUCUCACAAAUUGAAAUUAUCUAUCGUUACAAUAGUUUAAUCUUGGAAAAACUUCAAAACAGAAAUAAAAUUUGGUAUUCAUCUGGUCAAAAAAUUGGUGAUAUUUUCAUCGAAAUGUCAGAGUUCCUUAAAGUCUAUACCAUCUAUGUAAAUAACUAUAACAAUUCAAUUCAAACCAUCACCGAAUGUAUGGAAAAUCAAAAAUUUGCUGCAUUAUUAGAUAAAAAUCGUAAUCAAUUGAAUUUAGAUCUUUCAGCCUUUUUAAUUAUGCCAAUUCAAAGAUUACCUCGUUAUAUUUUACUUUUACAAGAUCUUUUAAAGAAUACCAAAGAAACUCAUACCGAUUAUAAUGACCUCUCAAUUGCAUUAAAGAAAAUGAAGGAUGUUGCAGAGUAUGUAAAUGAAAAGAAAAGAGAAGCCGAAAAUCUUAAUCAAGUAUUAAAUAUUCAAUCUAGUCUUACUGGUAAAUUUAAUAAUUUAGCAGAGCCACAUAGAAGAUAUGUUAAAAAAGGUACUCUUAUUUCAAAUGAUAAAAUCUACCUUUACUUCCUCUUCAACGAUCUUUUAGUUAAAACCGAAAACAAAGCAGUUACCAAAAUUCGUGAUAGUGCACGUUUAAGUAGUAGCAGUGGGGGCAAUAGUAAAGGCACCUUUACAUUUAACCCAAAAGAAAUUGUAUCUGAAGGUAAAUCAAAAUAUUUAAAUUCAUUCUUUUUAGCAGGAAGUUCAUUGGUCGAUAAUAACCCAGAUGGUUUUACCUUUCAAAUUAUUGGUGUUGGUGAUGCAAACGAAUUAAAUAAUAACGAUAGUUCACCAACUCUUUCUUUCUCUCCAUUUUCAACCUCUGUUAGUAAUAUCUCCUCAACUCCAAUGUCUCCAUCACCACUUUUAAGUGCCGGUAGUAUUCCAACCACAUCGAUUAGUUUAGAGGCUCUUUCACUUAACGAAAAAAUGACAUGGAUGGGUGAAUUGGAUGAAUGUAUUUACCAAUUAUUAGAAAAAACAAGAAGCAAAAAAAGAUCACUUAUUACCGAUGUUGAAGAAUUAACUACUCUUCCUUACGAUACAAAUGUUGUUAAAGAUAAUGAAUUUUCAAAUGUUUUAGAAAAGAAACAUAGUGAAAUCUCCUGGAGAGCAAAGAAGUUUUAUUUAAAGAAUACCCACCUCUACUACCAUCGUAUUCCAUCAAGCGAAAAAGAACCAACCAAAAUUAAAUGUAUAAACUUAAUUCUUUGUUCAGUCAAAUUGGCUCAGGUUGUUGAUCAUCCACAUUGCUUCCAAUUAAUUACACCAUCAAGAAUUUACUUUUUCUCAUGCUCUGACUCUACAAAUUUAUUCCAAUGGAUUUCAUCUAUUAGAUUAUCAAUUAAAAAGAAAUUAGAAUCAUUAAAAGAGGAGGACACUAUUUCUGCUUCAUUAUCUGUAAGCUUUGGUGGCUCAGGUAGUGCUUUUAAUCCACUUUCAAGCCACCCACCACAAAAAAAUCUUGAGCUUCAACAUAGUUUAAGUUCAUCUUUAAACUCAACUCCUACAGUUUCAUCACCUACCAUUUCAUCACCAAGCUCAGCCACAACAAUUGCUUCACAGGAAUCAAUUUUAAAUAUAGCAGGAAAUAACUUAUGUGCUGAAUGUGGAGCAUGCGAUCCAAGUUGGGUAUCAAUCAAUUAUGGUGUUGUAGUUUGUUUAGAUUGUUCUUCAAUUCAUAAAAAUUUACCAGAUAACAAUGUAAAGUCAGUAAGAUCACUUUCAGUAGCUUUCUCGGAUAUCGUAAAGAAACAAGAGGGUAAUACUAAAGCCAAUAGUAGAUAUGAAAGAAAUAUACCAACAAAUAUUGUAAAACCAAACCCAAAAGAUAACUAUGAAACCAAAUUAACUUGGAUUAAAGCAAAAUAUUUAACUCAAACCCCAUCAUCUGAUAACUUAGCCUCAAUUCAAAUUACUUCAGAUUCACCAAGUUUAAAUCCCUCAUCACCACAAAAAGAUGAAAAUGUAAAAUUAGAAAGUAUAAGCGGUAGAAAUACUCCAUCAAUUGAAAUUAAUAAUGAUAAUAGUAAUAAUAAUAAUAUAGACAAUACUAGUAAUAAUAAUGAUAGACCAAUUACACCAACCCCUGUCGCAUCAAAUAUCAAUAAUGAAAGACCAACAACACCAAAAGAAGAGGUUAUUGAAGGUUUAAAUUUAAAGAGUGGAACCGAUACAUCAAAUGGUAAAGGUACAUGGAGAAGUGGUAAUCAUCACAGCGAAAGAAAGGCAAGCUUUUUAGAUAAACCAAGUAGAGUCCCACCACAAAAAAGAGAACACGAAGGUUACCUCUAUAAAACCAGUAGACCUACUUCAAAAGAUGCAGGUGAUUGGAAAAAAUAUUUAUUCAUCUUUAAAGACGAUGUAAUUACAUAUUACAAAGUUUCAAAGAAAAAUAAGAAAAAAGAAAAGGGUAUCAUCGAUCUUUUCCAUUCAGUAAAACAAGAAUUUGACCGUCCAAAGCAAAAAUACUCAUUUACUUUAAUUACUUCACAAAGAUUAUAUUUCUUAGCUGCCGAAACUGAAGAAGAAAUGAAAUCUUGGUUGGAUGUCCUUAAUUCUGCAAUUAAACCAUAAAUAAAAAAGUUAUAAAUUAUAAAAAUU
Dictyostelium purpureum is the source of this 3954-nucleotide messenger RNA. RefSeq lists its product as uncharacterized. Gene Ontology annotation, biological process: intracellular signal transduction. Gene Ontology annotation, molecular function: guanyl-nucleotide exchange factor activity; protein binding; GTPase activator activity. The transcript is spliced from 3 exons. NCBI's taxonomy places the organism in Eukaryota, Evosea, Eumycetozoa, Dictyosteliales, Dictyosteliaceae. The record is from RefSeq and is a predicted model, not a curated record. Bases 1 to 3927 code for a protein of 1308 amino acids.